AUGGUCACCACCGCAGACCCCAUACAUGACCGAGUGAGCGAAUUGAGAGCAUUUGAUGAGACGAAGGCUGGAGUCAAAGGCCUUGUGGAUGCCGGGAUCACCCUAGUCCCCCAUAUAUUUGUCCGGCCGCCCGACACCAUGGCCUGCGGCGAGGAUCACGUGGACAUCCCAAUGGUCGACCUAGGAUGCAUGAAUGCAGGCCCCACCCGUCACGAGGAGACAGUGUGGAAUAUGGGGCUAGCAAUGGAAAAAUGGGGUUUCUUGCGGGUGAUCAACCAUGGGGUCCCUAAGACCCUCGUGGAGGAGGUGAUAGAGGGGUCGCACAGGUUCUUCGAGCAGGAGAUGGAGGCCAAGAAAGGAUUCUACACCAGAGAUUUUACGAUGAGAGUCAUAUACAACAGCAACAUGGCCCUUUAUAAUUCGCAGCUGCUGAUUGGAGGGACAGUAUAUUUUGCACCAUGGGACCAGAGUCUCCCCAGCCUGAGGAGUUGCCCGAAGCUUGCAGAUCAAAUUGGAGGACUUCAAGUACUUCAUGAGAACAAGUGGAUCGAUGUUCCUCCAAUACCUGGAGCACUAGUGAUCAACAUCGGAGAUCAAUUGCAGCUCAUAACAAAUGACCGGUUUAAGAGUGUCGAGCACCAAGUCAGCGGCAUGCUUUUCCGGCCACACUUCUCAGCCAUCUUCGAGGCUGUAUGA
This is a messenger RNA of Eucalyptus grandis, 696 nucleotides long. RefSeq names its product 1-aminocyclopropane-1-carboxylate oxidase homolog. The record is from RefSeq and is a predicted model, not a curated record. The transcript is spliced from 3 exons. Bases 1 to 696 code for a protein of 231 amino acids. Lineage: Eukaryota; Viridiplantae; Streptophyta; Magnoliopsida; Myrtales; Myrtaceae.